GCGGCCCGGGCUGCUGUGCGGCGGCUCCGCUCCCGCCUGGGCCGCGGCCGCGCGCCCUCCCUUCGGGGAGGAGGAAGAGGAGGGAGGAGGAGCGGCCUGAGGAGGGCCGAGCGCGGCAGUCGCGCCGCCGCCGCCGCCGCCGCCGGGAGGAAACGGAGCCGGCGGCCGCAGGGUUUUCAUUGUGUAUGGGGGAAUGGUAGUAUGCUCAUCAGAUUUUUGUCAACUGGACACAAGCUACAGUUAUUUGGGAAGAGGAACUCUAAAUUGAGAAAAUGCCUCCAUAAGGUUUGCCUGUGGAAAAUAGCUCCAGAGGUUAAAUGAAGCUGGGCAGAGUUCAUCCAUGAAGCAUCACAGCCCCUCCCGAUGUUUGGGGAUAGUUGCUCCAGAGAGAAAUUGACCCGUUUGGAUUAGGUAACUAGUCACAAUGAAGAAAAUUAGUUUGAAAACUUUCCGGAAAUCUUUCAACCUGAGUAAAAGCAAAGACGAAACCGAGUUCAUGGUGGUUCAGCCCCAGUCCCUCGCUGGCGACUUCGUGAAAGAUGACUCCUUAUUUGGGAGCUGCUAUGGCAAGGACAUUGCCAGCUGCGACAUUGGCAGUGAGGAGGAGAAAGGGAAGAACAGGUCCAAAAGCGAAAGCCUGAUGGGCACCUUGAAGAGGCGAUUGUCCGCCAAGCAGAAGGGCAAGGGCAAGGGCGGGACUGCACCUACAGACGAGGACACCUUCUCCUCGGCUUCAGCGCCCGGGGGCCUCAAGGACGUGCGUGCCCCACGGCCCAUCCGUUCUACAUCACUGCGCAGCCACCACUACAGCCCCACACCCUGGCCGCUGAGGCCCACCAGCUCGGAGGAGACAUGCAUCAAGAUGGAGAUGCGGGUGAAGGCCCUGGUGCAUGCUGCCAGCCCAGGCCCUGUCAAUGGUGUGCGCAAGGAGCUGCGGGAGCUGCAACCCAAGGAGUUGCGGGACCUGCAGCCCAGAGAGCUAAGGGACCUGCAGCCAGAGCCACGCCCUGAGUCCCGCUGCAGCCCUGGUUCGCCCAGGGACCUGCGCCUCCAUCUGGAGGAACACGUGCCUGUAGUUAUCGGACUCAUGUCUCAGGACUACCUUCAGUACACCGUGCCUUUAGAAGACGGGAUGUGCCCUCUGGAAGGGCCGCGCAACUGCUGCCUGGACACGUCCUCGCCCAUGGAGGUGUCGGCCGUGCUGCCAGGGGCCAGCGCCUUCUCUGAAGACGACAGUCAGGUGGACCAGGACCUGGUUGUAGCCCCGGAGAUCCUUGUGGAUUCUUCGGUGAACAACUUGUUGAUUGGCACCACAGGAGUCAUGUUGCAGAACCCUAGAGCAGGUCAUGACGAUGCCCCUCCCCUCUCACCAUUGCUACCUCCAAUGCAGAAUAACCCAAUCCAAAGGAACUUCAGCGGCCUCUCAGGCCCGGACAUGCACAUGGCCGAAAGCGUGCGCUGUCAUUUGAAUUUCGAUCCCAACUCUGCACCUGGGGUUUCAAGAGUUUAUGACUCGGUGCAGAGCAGUGGGCCCAUGGUUGUGACAAGUCUUACGGAGGAGCUGAAGAAGCUUGCAAAACAGGGGUGGUAUUGGGGUCCUAUCACACGCUGGGAGGCAGAGGGGAAGCUGGCAAACGUGCCUGAUGGUUCUUUUCUUGUUCGGGAUAGUUCCGAUGACCGCUACCUUUUAAGCCUGAGCUUUCGUUCCCAUGGUAAAACACUUCACACUAGAAUUGAGCACUCAAAUGGUAGGUUCAGCUUUUACGAACAGCCAGACGUAGAAGGGCAUACAUCUAUAGUUGACUUAAUUGAGCAUUCAAUCAGGGACUCUGAAAACGGAGCAUUUUGUUAUUCACGGUCACGGUUGCCAGGAUCUGCGACUUACCCGGUCAGACUGACUAACCCAGUGUCCCGGUUCAUGCAGGUGCGCUCUCUGCAGUACCUGUGCCGCUUCGUCAUACGUCAGUACACCAGAAUAGACCUGAUUCAGAAACUGCCUCUGCCAAACAAGAUGAAGGAUUAUUUGCAGGAGAAGCACUACUGAGAGAUUAGGAGCCCUGCUUCUUGCACUUUGGGGUUCAGAAACAAGACUGGAGUACAGUUUACAGACUUACAUCGCCAUUGAAGUCUUUGCUGCCAUAACUAUUUUAGUUUUUAUGUCUGAAAGGGUCAUCAAUUUGUUCAGGGUUGGGGAAGUGUCUGCAAGGUGUCUUGAGUUUAUUUUGAUUCUUUGGAAAGGGUUGUCUUGAGUCUUGAGGAUCUAGAAGUGUGAGUUAUCUUUCUUUAAUGUAAUAAUCACAAUGUGAAUGACCAGAUUCUCCCUAAUGCCCCCCCCAGUCCUUUGCUGCUAUCCACUGUGAUUCUUAUGCAUUAAAGCACAUUUCAUGUGUGUUCAACCCUAAGUAAAGUUGAAUGAAACGUACAGAAUAAAAAUUGCUAUGACGUUAAAUGGCCCAGUUGAAUAAAUGUGUGGGAUAAAACAUAUUUACAUGUACACUGAAAAAUGAUUUUUUUAAGUCUCACACUUUAAAAAAGAUUUAUUCAGAAUUUUGAAUUGACACAGUCUUGGUUAAUGGAAUGUAAAUCUGCAACAUAUCUUGUACAACACUUUUCUAAAUUAUUUUCUAAGGAUGUGAUAGUUGUUUUGAAUUUUUCUGUUGCCUUUGUUUUCAUCUUGUGGUUUGUCUCUUUUGAUAAAUGGCCUUACAUUAAAAAUUGUAAACAAAUAUAUACCCAAUUUAGAAAUUGUUGCCUUUUCUGUCAUUAAACUCGGGUACAAAUUGGCAUAACUUAAAGCCCUGUAAAGCCCAAACCAUUGUUACAAAAGUGAGAUAACCCUGGUAUCUUGUGAGCAGUGUGUAUGAGUGUGUGUAUGAGAGAGGUUCUUUCAGUUAAAUGUUUGAUCUGUGAUUUCUUUAGUCAAUACUUUUCUCCAUAAACUUGACAAAACAAGUUUCAUAAAUGAGUUGUAUUUUCUUACAUUAAAGUUUAUAUAAAGUUGUAAAUUGAUUUGAAUAGAAAAGUUAUUUUGAAUUUGACUUAUCUUUCUUCUAUGUAGUCAUUAGAGUGUGCUGGGGUUUGACCAUUCUGUCCCCAAAAUAACCCUGACUGACAUCGAUUAAAUAAUUGGAAAUUGUGUUGCAUUGUGUGAGAAAAACUGUAAAACCAUAUCAGAUAUGCAAAAAUAGUUUCCUGCUGUGACUGCCCUUUGAAGAUUAUGCUAAUUCUUAAGUAACUUGGCAUCUCUUUUUUUUUUUUAUCAUUGUGUUGGAGAAUGAUGUGCCAGGUUUUAAAGCUUAUUUUGGAAUAUAGACUGUUAAGUUCAGAGUUCUGCAAUGGUGUUACUAAAACUUUUAAGUGAUAGUAUUUGAAGAUUGCCCCAUUCAGAAAGUAUUUCCAGCUACACAUGCUUUAAAAAAAAAAAAAAAUCACAAGGGGAAAGGUCUUAAGGUCAAACUUUCUGGCUUUGUCAUCCAAACAUAUAUGUAUCUUUAAAUUUUUCUCUAUUUUUCUAGGGUUAGAAUUGAGAUAUUACAAGAAAAGGCACAAUGCCAUUGUGUUACAGUGUUAAUGGCAUCUUGACUUCUAAGGAGCAAGGUACUUACUUUUGAUGGAAUGUUGGUUGGACCUUGUUACAAAGAUUUUCAUUUUCUGAUGUCUUUCAUCUAAUAUGAUGGAAUAUGGAGUAUAUUGUAAUAAUACAUGCAUUCAUUAUAAGCUGUUGGAGUAAGAACUAUUGCAGAGUUGUAGGCUUGUUAUCAAAUUAAUGCAAGACACUUAACUAUUUUUUUGGAAAACUAUUUAUUUUUAAACAACUGAAAAUAUAUCUAGGGUGAAAGUCUCUGCAUCUACGUUAGAUGGCAGGUGUCACAUAGUCACCGUAUUGAUGGUGAAUGUCAAGAUGGCUUCAUAUCUCAGAAACAUGCACAUGUUCUCAAGAUCAUGGCUCACUAAAGUCUCUGGACUGUCCCCAACAUGUCUCACAUGAACAUAGCUUGUUUCCUACUCUUUCUCAUGGUGCCCUGUGUUUUGGAUCUACCCAUUAAAUGUCAAGAGUAUUCUGAUUUUCAUCUAAAUCUUUCUAAUAAUAAAUUUUGUGUUAUUUUUAGGGCAAUCUUUAUUAUAAAAAACAACUUUUGAUACUUAAUAUUAAAAAAACAACUUUUCAUACUUAAUAUGACCUGUCCUAAUUCAAUUUGAAAUCAUCAGGUUCUGAUAGUUUAUGAAUAAAAAUCAGCAUUUAUUGAGAAAUCAGAUUCACAGAAAGGUGUAUUAUCAGUAUUUUUGUUUUUUUGUAGCCAAGACAUCCAUUUGACAGAAAUAAGAAACAGUGGGAAAUAAUGGCUUUGUAGGAUGCUGUCUGUUAAAAAUGGAAAGAGAAAGAUUGUCCUUGUCUUGUAUCUUGGCUUAAAUAGAAGUUGGUUAACUUUCUGGGUUUCUUUGAACUUAGAUGAUACAAAUACAACCUGUAAGCUGUUCUUAAAUCUGCACAUUUAAAAUUCCUAGGUUAAGGCAAGAAAAUAGCAAGCAGGAAAGCUGCGUCCAUUUGUAACAAGUGAUUCAGUUUUUUUACUCAAAUAUUUCACCACUAAACUUGCUGAAGGCUGGAAGUUACUUUGGGGCUUCCUAAGACACUUAACACAUUUUUAUAAAUAUGAGAACUACAGAAAGUACUUGAAAACUACCUUGUUUUCUCUAAGGAAGACUGUUUUCUUUCUACAUGGUGCAAUAAUCUGAAAAUUUAGGUCACAUAUCAUAGUAAAUAACCAUGGAACUAAAAAAUAAUUUUAAGGAAACCAGCUACAGAGGGCAACCGUCUCGCUGUUGAAUAAAAUCAUGUGCCAUAAAGGCUAACUCAUUGGCAUUAAGGAGAUAAAACAAAGUAUAUGUCAUAGUUUCUGAGCCAGUAUUACUGAAAUAGGACAGCAGUUACUGAAAUCUUACCGGUUUAUGCAGUUUCUUUCCUAGUGCUAAGUAUCUCUAACUGCUUUCAGGAAUGCCAACUUUAAUUACUGUACAUUUCACUUUAUAUAUGAAAGAAACUUUUAUGAAUGAUUCAAAAUAAUAUGUUUUGAUUUAAAUCUGAAUUUCUUUCAUUGAAUGUGAAGGGUUAAUUGGAAAAUGAAAUGACAUUACCAGCAAUAGACAGUUUUGUUGAAUAUUCUUUAAUGAAGAACAGUUGCCACUUCCACAAAUAACUUUAAAAUUAUAAAGGUAUUGGUACGUUAAUAAUAAAAUUUGAUUUCUUUUAAUACUUUUUUAAUCCUGUAAAGUUUUUAUAACAUCCUUUUUAUUGAUCAGUCAUAAUAUAACAAGGCAAAUAUGUACUUUUUUUGAAAAGCGACCCAAAUUCUCCAACCAGAGAGGAUGAGGAGGUCUUAGAAUUUCAUAACAGUAUGUAUUCAUGUUGGGGUAAAGAAGUCUCAUAGUUGGUGUGCUAUGAAAUUAAUACCUGCAAUCCAGAUUGCUGUAGUUUACACUUUGUAUGUUUCAAAUCAGGUGUGUACUGUUUGUACUGAGAACACCACAGAAUGAACUAUCCAAAGUCCAUUGAUUUAAUAAGUGUUUUGGUUUGUAAGCGAAGUAUAGUAAUUUCUUGCACAUUUUUUGGAAAUCAAUUGUAUAAAAAAUUAUGUAUCUGCUUCUAGAUACAGUGUGUAAAUAAAAGUUUCAUUCACAACA
Peromyscus californicus insignis is the source of this 5682-nucleotide messenger RNA. RefSeq names its product suppressor of cytokine signaling 6 (gene Socs6). The record is from RefSeq and is a predicted model, not a curated record. NCBI's taxonomy places the organism in Eukaryota, Metazoa, Chordata, Mammalia, Rodentia, Cricetidae. Gene Ontology annotation, molecular function: 1-phosphatidylinositol-3-kinase regulator activity. Gene Ontology annotation, biological process: protein ubiquitination; intracellular signal transduction; phosphatidylinositol phosphate biosynthetic process. The coding region runs from base 425 to 2044 and encodes 539 amino acids. Gene Ontology annotation, cellular component: phosphatidylinositol 3-kinase complex. The transcript is spliced from 3 exons.